UGCUACGUACGGUUAUUUCAUUAUUUCGCCGAUGCAGCGAUCCAAAGCAGUUUGACUGAGAGCUACGGGAAUAUCGGAUCUGCCCCAUGGGGCGCUUUCAGCAGGAGUGGGGAUCCGGAUCGGGAGGGGGGCCGGCGUGACUGACACCGUGACUGACACCGCAGACUCACGGCCAGACAGGUGCACUGCGCAGUGCCGCACACUGAUAACAGGGCAUUUACACCGCGUCAUAAAACCGGCCAGCUUCUGCAUUUCAUAAAUACUGAAUCAUAAAUAUUAUCAUAUUACUAAUUUGGUCUCAAGACCUCCGUCUAUAUGAAUGUAUGGUUUUAAAUACUAGAUAAGUGUAACGGGCUGCAUUCCUUAGGGCUUUUAUAUUAAAAAGAAAGCUUGUCAGCCUGUUCGUCUAACAGUAACCUUCUGUGCAAUAAAAAGUAAUGCGCGAGUUAGCUGUUUAACAUCAGUUUUAAUGAACGUAAGUAUUGUGUGUUCUAUUGUUUGAACAUACGAUUUGAAAGCUACUUGAAGUUAAUUGCUUGUCCACUUCUCCAGUGGUUUAUGCAUUAUUACAAUCAGGAUCGUACGGUAAUAAUUAAAUGCUUAAUGCUGUUCUUUCUUCGUGUGAAUGUCACGGGUUUCUCAGCCGAUUAACAGUGGGUCAUAAAAGGCGGUUCAGAAAGCGGACUAUUAGCGGACUAAUUGUAGUGUAAAUUUAUAAUGACAAAUUAUCUGGAAACUUAAACAGGCAGAUGGGCAUUAACUUACCCUGGCAUUAUGUUUAUAAACCUGUUUCAAUAUUGUUAAACAUUCUAUUCCUAUUAUAUCUACUUUGGAAAAAUAUUGUUUAACUUUAAAUGAAGAAUAUAAAUAUAUAUUCAGGUUGGGGAAAAAAAAGUUUAGACUGCGGGCUGAACACGGAGCGUUUUGCGGCGCGGCGGUGCACGGAGUAUGGGGCAUCAAAGCGGCAUCGGAUCGAAGCCGGAGAGGGGCAGGUCCUCCUCCUGCGGCUCCUCCUCGAGCUGCACGCCCCCCUCCCCCGGUUCAAAGCGCUGUCCAACACGUGAGGCUCAUGUGACGAAGGCAGGCCAGUUCCUGAGCCAGGGACGUGUCUACAGUCACAGGCUUUAUUUAAUACGUAGCGUCGUCCUCCCACACUCGUGCAUUUAACGAAGGCUGCAGCUUCAAAACUACCGCCGAUUACGCUCGGAUAGCAAAUUGACAACAUCACUGCCGCCACCAUUAUCAUCAGCUGCAUUCAAUUAUAAGCAAAAAAAGUAAAAAGCGCAGAAGAUCACUGAAUCAAAUAUCGACGCAUUUGCGGUGAUAUCUGAAAUAUCUACAGUUUAGGACAAGAAUAUCAUAUUUCUCACGGUUCCAUGCGGAUAAGCUUAAAUACGCAGUGAAGUCAGCUGUUUAGCUUUAUUCUGAUUUCGCUUUUAAAAAGUAAGCGAGAUGGAAAGGAUUACAAGCGCACAGCCGCCUCCAUGUGUAGCAAAACACCCUCCGAUGGAAAUGAGUGACAUGCAAGGAUUGGAUUUCCCCAUGUACGUAUAUAAACCCAGGAGGGGAGUCAAACGCGGAGAAGACAGCAAGGGAACGUACAAGCUACCACAUCGGUUAAUUGAGAAGAAAAGGCGGGACCGAAUAAAUGAGUGUAUCGCUCAGCUGAAGGAUUUACUGCCUGAGCAUCUUAAACUUACAACUCUGGGCCACUUGGAGAAGGCAGUGGUCUUGGAGCUGACGCUGAAGCAUGUGAAAGCCCUCACCAGUCUCCUAGAGCAGCAGCAGCAGAAAAUCAUCGCGCUGCAGAAUGGCACGCAAAUGGGUGAGCCAUCUCCUCCACCACCUGACAACAGCGAGGAGAUGUUCAGGUCUGGAUUCCACAUGUGUGCCAGGGAAGUGCUGCAGUACCUGGCUAAGCAGGGGGAGGGCGGCGACAUGUCCCCCUCACACGUGAUCGGCCACCUGCACAAGGUGGCCUCCGAGCUGCUGCAGAGCCCUCACGUGGAGGAGCCCGAGCGAAAGGCACAGGAGCACAGGGCCAAGGCGGGCGGGCCGCAAGCCAAGGGCUCCGAGGGACACGGCAGGAACUGCGUGCCCGUUAUCCAGAGGACAUAUCCCCACGGCGAACAGAGCGGGAGCGACACGGACACGGACAGUGGCUAUGGGGGCGAGCCGGACAAACGGGAUUGUAAGGCGCCGUACACCAAGGACAGUGAGCUGAAGUACACGCUGGCUGACCGGGCGGCGACCGGCAUCAAACUGGAGAGCGAGGAGCCCCAGCUCAAGCGGCAGAGGAGGGAGUCUUCAGAGGACGAGGCCCUUCCAAGCGGAGAGGCAAUGGCCGACCAUGGAGGCUUCCUGGGCUUCUCCCCCCCUCAGCCCCGACUCUGCAUGCCCUUCUACCUCCUCCCACCCACGGCGGCCGCCUACCUGCCCAUGCUGGAGAAAUGCUGGUACCCAGGAGGCAUGCCGGUCUUGUACCCAGGAGUCAAUGGUGGCGGCGUACCUAUGUCCCCAGAUAAGCACCACUCGCCACUUGGGCUGUCCCCCCAGACCCCCAUGGACUCGCCGGCGCUGUUUCACGCGUUGAAGCACGUGCCGCCAUUGAACCUGGAAACCAAAGACUGAGACGGACCGGCUGAAUGUUGCCGCCAUUGAGUAGAGGGACAGCCCAUGGGGUGAACUGUAGGAACGAAGGAAGGAAGUAGCGAUUUGGGGAAGAAGAGAGAAAAAAAUGUACGCCUCUACUCAACGGCGGCCCUGCUUACCCUUCACCACACUAGAGACUGAGUGACUUGGCCCACCUUCCUGGGAGCCAACACUCGAGAGGGUCUUCCUUUGUGGAUGUCUAGUAGUAGAUUUUCUGUAGCCCCAAGAGACACUAAGAAGGUGGUCAACAUAAGGACACAGUAGCUGUGAAUGAGAGUGUGGGGUGGGGGGGGUUCCUAUACGUGUGUUAAAUGUCAAUGCAAAGUCAUGAAUGUGACGGUCAUACUUCAGCUGAAUGUAAUUGUGAUGAACCCUGCAGAUGCUGCUUCUGAAGGUCCCCACCCCGCUUCUGAAUCAGAAAGCAUUUCCAUCCUGCCAAAUGGUUUUCACCAAAUAAUUAAGGAAGCUGCUCAAAACUUCAGCCAUGACCUAGAUUCAGAUCCAGUGUUAGAACAACGAAAAGUACAAAGAAGUGGCCUGGCUCCCACCUCACCCGUCCGCCCCGCUUUCUCCAAAUCUGGUUGUAUCUUAGCCCUGUGACUGGAUUGCAUUAUCUUUCCACAGGCUGGCAGUGUUCUUCCAGAAUGAACAGUAGUUUAGUUGCUUCUUGUUUUGUUUGUAUCACAUAUCUAUUUUUGAUACAUGACCUGCAAAGUCUAUAUUACACCUUUGGUCGGGGAGGGGAGAGUUGACCAGUCAUUCAGUGUAUGCCAACAGAUUGUGUACAUAGUACUACGCUAAUCUAAUAUACAUUAUUUUCAGAUUUACUUUUCGGUUGGCGAAAAGCCCAUCUUUUGAUCUUGCUGUUGCCUUCACUUGUUAAAGCUGAUAAACCUGUAACUGAUGUUUCAGUGUAUUUGUAUCAUUUCUGGAGUCUAAAGUCAAGAGAGAUAUGUGAAUGUAAUGUAUUAAAAAAGAGAAUAUUAGUUUUGUAUCGCAAGUGGUACUUGGAAUUUUAUAUUUUGGGACAUAUGCGAAUGUCGCCUGAUGUAUAUAUUUAGUCUAUAAAUGUUGAUAUACAUUAAACAAGUGAAUUAAUAAAGUUUUUUUCCCCUGUG
Molecule: messenger RNA, 3770 nt
Organism: Brienomyrus brachyistius
Lineage: Eukaryota; Metazoa; Chordata; Actinopteri; Osteoglossiformes; Mormyridae
Gene: bhlhe40
Product: basic helix-loop-helix family, member e40
Exons: 5
Coding region: 1453-2631 (392 amino acids)
Biological process (GO): regulation of neurogenesis; regulation of transcription by RNA polymerase II; circadian regulation of gene expression
Cellular component (GO): nucleus
Molecular function (GO): protein dimerization activity; DNA-binding transcription factor activity, RNA polymerase II-specific; RNA polymerase II cis-regulatory region sequence-specific DNA binding
Source: RefSeq, a predicted model, not a curated record